Balaenoptera musculus (blue whale) is the source of this 2765-nucleotide messenger RNA. RefSeq names its product H-2 class I histocompatibility antigen, Q10 alpha chain-like. The coding region runs from base 404 to 1453 and encodes 349 amino acids. The record is from RefSeq and is a predicted model, not a curated record. Gene Ontology annotation, cellular component: external side of plasma membrane. NCBI's taxonomy places the organism in Eukaryota, Metazoa, Chordata, Mammalia, Artiodactyla, Balaenopteridae. Gene Ontology annotation, biological process: immune response. The transcript is spliced from 8 exons.
AAGGACCUGCGGGCGGGCCCCAGGGUGAGUGCGGUGGAGGCGCAGCCAGAGACCGGCCGGAGCCUGAACCUGAGCCAGGGCGGGGUCGCAGCUGCCGGGGUCGCAGCUCUCCCGCCCGGACCCCGGCGAGGGACGCGUCCUACGGCCGGACGGCGGCCGGCGUUGGCACGAGGCCCCUGCCCCACAGCUGAAGACGGACUCCACCGGGACCGGCACCCUGGGGCAGCGCGUGAGGCUGCCGAUCAGGCGACCGCAGAGUCCCGGCAGUGUGCGGGACCGGCGGUCGCCGCCGCCACCGCUGCUGCUGCUGCUGCUGUUGGGACUGGUGCGGGAGGGCGCAGCAGAGAGUCCCUGGGGGCUGCCCUUGGUGGCCGAUAGCCCGGCGGCCAGGGCAAAAGUGGUGAUGGCAGAACUGGCACACCUGAAGUUGGAAAAGAAGCCGUGGCCUGCAAGGACACACUCGCUCCACUACUACUACCUGGCCCUAUCAGAGCCAGGCCCGAGCCUCCCGAAGUUUCUGGCUGUGGGCUACGUGGACGACCAGCCCUUCAUCCGGUUUGACAGUCGUGUGGGCAAGGCUGAGCCCCAGGCCCCAUGGAUGACACCAAUGGAUGCCCAGUACUGGGAGACGGAGACCAAGAAGCAGGAGAAAUGGGCGGAGGUGCAGCAGGUGGAGAUGUGGACGGUGAUGGGCUACCACAACCACAGCAGCGGCAUGCACAGCACUCAGCGCAUGUUCGGCUGUGAGAUCCAGGAAGACGGCCGCUACAGGGGCUUCUGGCAGUUUGGCUACGAUGGGCAGGACCACCUGUCGCUGGACCUGGAAACCCUGAGCUGGGUGUCAGCUGAGCCCGUGGCCACGCGGACAAAGCACUGGUGGGAGACAGAGCGCUGCUACGCAGAGUACGACAAGGCCUACCUGGAAGGCCCCUGCCUUGCCUCCCUGCACAGAUACCUGGAGCUGGGAGGCCAGAGAUUCAGCCGGAGAGAGCCACCCACAGUGCGGAUAACAAAGCACUCGGCCAAGGAUGGGGGCACCACCCUGAGGUGCUGGGCCCUGGGCUUCUAUCCACACGACAUCUUGCUGAGCUGGUGGCUGGGGGAGAAGGAGCUGGAUUCUGAGUAUGUGGAGACACGCCCCAGUGGGGACGGCACCUAUCAGACGUGGGCGGCUGUGUGGGUGCCGGCGGGGGAGAAGGCCCAGUACACCUGCCACGUGCAGCACUCCAGCCUGAACCGCACGCUCACUGUGUCCUGGGAGUCCUCUCAUCCUGGACUUAUUGCCAUGGUUAUCUCCCUCAUCCUGGUCUUGCUGGUGGUUGUUGGUGGUGUGAUCUUGACCAAGUGCAUUCAAGCCAGGAAUAAGGAAUCUUACGAGCAAGCCCCAGGUGGAGAGGACCCCCAUAAUUCCCAAAGCCCAGCAAGAGCUGGGGCUACUCAACUCAUCUGCUGACAGAAGGUCACCGUCACAGAUCAAGGAGGUGUUUUGUGGGGUGUUUGGGGACCUGAAGGCCCCCUGCGCACGCUGGCUGGCUGGUGUGAAAUCUGACUGUGAAGGGCCCACCCCACCCCAGCACUGAGGCGUCCUCCCCCCAUCAGCCUUGUUACAAGCGGCCUGUGCCACUAAGACAGCUCUGCCAUCUUCCUGAAGUCCUUUUAAAAGUCUAAUUAUUUCCUGUUUCGGGGAUGGGGAGGAGGGCAGUAGUAAUUCCUCAGAUUGUUUUACACUUGACAAGUUGCAAAAUGAUUUCAUGUUAAGUGUAAAUCCCACUUGAGCCUCUCAGGCCCCCUGUGAGUUUGGCUACGUUAUUCUCAUUCCCGCUUCCCCAACGUGAAAACCAAGGGUCUGGGCAGUCAGGGAAGAACCAGAACAAUAGUCAGAGAGCUACAGGGGCAGCACCCUUCAUGCACCUGCCAGCAUCAGGAAGAAAUGGCUGAAUGCCUGCCUCAUUUAUAAGUGUGUUCUUUUAUAUAUGUCUGAUCCCCUUUUGUAAAGAUUAGAGUGUUGGGGCUGUGAGGGUGUAGGGGAGGCGGCAAGGGUGGGAACAUGUGUAUGUGAGGGUGUGUGGGUGUGUAUGUGUGAGGGUGAGAGGAUAUAGGGUGUAUGUGAGGGUGAGUGUAGGUGUGGUGAGUGGGUGUCCUUGCGUAUAGGAGGAGAAGCUCAGAGAGACAGGUGCCUGGGGGCCUGUUCGUUGGUCCCAGGCAGCUGGAGGAUGAGAAACAACACAGGCCAUAUUUUCCAUUAUUUCCUGUCCUUUUGAAUGACUUGAAUUUUUGCAAUAAGCACGUGUUACUUUUACAAUAAGGGAAAGACCCCUUUUCGCUGUGUCCUGUGGAAAUGCUUGUGAAGGAUACGUCUGGAGAAGGCCCAGCCUCACCUCUGCAUUUUCAGUGGAGCAGAAACCCCAUGUCUCCUCUGUGAACAAGAAUCCAGUCCCACGGCCAUUUGAUGUGCUAAGGGGCUGGGACUCCAGAGCCCUGGCAGAGAGAGGGAGCGCUCCACUGUCAUAAAGGACACAAGGCCAGACCCCUCCCAGGGCACCCUCUGCCUCCCCUUCAGCUGACCCCAAGGUGUGACAGAGACUCCUGUGGGGACUUUUGAAACCUCCGUGUCUGCAGCCCUGGGAGGUUCCGAGCCUGAGGAUGUGAACGACUGUAAUACUAGAAAAAGAUUCAGCCUGCCCUGGUGGCUUGCAGGACCUCAGCAGUGAGCUUGUAAUUAUCAGAUUGUCCUGAAGACGUGUCUUAAAUGUCUGUCUUUCUCA